Messenger RNA from Parascedosporium putredinis, 966 nucleotides. The record is from the annotation of a GenBank genome assembly. Lineage: Eukaryota; Fungi; Ascomycota; Sordariomycetes; Microascales; Microascaceae.
AUGUCCGACGAUGAAGUCGACCUUGAACUCUUGGAACUUUUACGCCAGCACGUUCAAGGCAAGCUGAAAGUGAGCGAUGAGCCGGAAACAGAAGUUCUCGACGGCGCAGAGUAUAUAUAUGACAACUCCAUCGAUGUAGCCCUCGACAUGAGGGCGUGCAAGCAGGCCGCCAGCAGCAUCCACGCCCUUAUGCAGCAAAAGUCUUAUUCCACGUCCACUUGGUCAGAGCAUGUUCUUCACCCGAAAGAGAAGGAUGCUUCUACGCUGGCUUUCAUUUUCACAAUGGAUCUUUUAAACUUUUCAUUCUGGUCUGAGCUACCCGAAGAGGAGAGGUUCGCUGUAGAAUACCAGGGACAGGUCUGGACGGGUUACUGGAGCUUGGUUGCGUCUCUGCAGAGAGCCCUAGAAGAAGGAAUCCCAAUCACCAGCUCAGAUUUCUGGCAGAACGAAGACGAGUGUACACUAGAAGUUCUCAAAAACGUCUUCAGAUCUACUACAACAGAGGAAGAGAUACCCAUGCUUGAGGAGCGCCUCGCCUGCUUGCGUGAAGCCGGGCAGGUAUUGUAUGAGAAAUACGGAUGCAGCUUCGAAGAACUCGUGUGGUCGGCCAACGGCUCUGCUGCCGGCCUCGUCAAUAUCCUUGCUCGUGACUUUCCUUGCUUCCGGGACGAGUUCAAGUUUGAAAGCCGCCGGAAGCCAGUCCGCCUCUUGAAACGCGCCCAGAUUCUUGUAGCAGAUUUAUGGGCCUGCUUCGAUGGCCAGGAUUAUGGCGACUUUUACGACAUUGGGAAAAUCACAAUGUUUGCCGAUUAUAGAGUCCCCCAGAUCCUCCAGUCCAUGGGCUGUCUGUAUUACAGCCCGUCACUCAUGUCUACAAUCAAGCACGGCAAGACGAUCAAGUCUGGCUCCUACUGGGAAUUACAGAUACGUGAUAUGCUCAAGCCUCAGAAGUUAUAUGGCCCAUGA